Xenopus laevis (African clawed frog) is the source of this 3213-nucleotide messenger RNA. RefSeq names its product aspartate beta-hydroxylase domain containing 2 L homeolog (gene asphd2.L). Bases 755 to 1930 code for a protein of 391 amino acids. The record is from RefSeq and is a predicted model, not a curated record. NCBI's taxonomy places the organism in Eukaryota, Metazoa, Chordata, Amphibia, Anura, Pipidae. The transcript is spliced from 6 exons. Gene Ontology annotation, cellular component: membrane.
UUUUCUUUCUUCUUGUUCUCGCAAAUGUUACGCACCUUAAAGACGUCUGUCUGAUUCCAAUUAGAGUUAUUGUCAAUCUCGUUACCUUAGCUCGCCGGCACAGACAGAUUCAUGCGACCGAACUCAAUACAGGAAAAAGAAAACAGAAACUGCUCAGAAUAAACGGAACUACAUCUCCCGGCUUCCCUUGCAGCAGCUCGGAGCCAAGGCUGGAUGGAAAGGCUCUGUGUGAGCCGGAGAUAAUGCAGCAGGUUGGUUAGGGGAUUUUUUACUGCAAUAUACGUACGUAUUUAAAUGAGUGUAUUGAAAAGCGAAUGACAGGGUGAGACAUGCCAAGAGUGAGAAGAUCUGCUCCCCAGCACAGAACAUUCUGAUAGAAGGCUGCACACAUAUGCUGAAGUCUCCAGUUAGAGGAGGGGAGCUUUUGUCCAUAGAGAUGACUACAUGCCAAGCCAAGAAAGGAAACAUAGUACCAACAAGUUGUGCACUAGUAUGUAAAGACUCCAAGAAAAAGAAAUAGCGCUGGAGAUACAUAGAAUGCAUGCAGUUGGUUCAGGCGACCACCAAAUGAUCUAGUCAGCCUGCAGUCUUCUUCAGAAUGACCUCUCCUCAGUGGAUAGCAGUAAAACCGGUGAUGACACAUUGCUACGUCCUGUACAAAACCCGACCCCGGAAAUCUGUAUGGUCCCACGUCUUCCUAUGCAUUUUUAGAGAUCAGCACCAAACACUCUCUAGCCACUAACACACUGCUUAGAUGUCUAAAGAGAACAGGCAGAAUCAUGUUGUCUUGUUCACCAACUCAUCCAUAUUAACCCGCAUGGUGUGGGCCCUUCCUAGAACUUCCAGUCCUUUUUGCAUUGCACCAUCUUACAAACCUGACCGCGGCUGGAUAAAGAUGUCUGCAGAGUGGCUGAUUGAUUGGAGCUGUUUGCUGAAUGGACUACGUGACUUGAUAGCUGGUUGCAUCCAAGCUGUGCGUGACUGCAACUCCCUUGCACUAACCACAGUGAUCUGCCUCUUGCUGCUGUUUGCAUGGUACUGUUACCGAGUUGGUAAGGACCAACCCCGUUCUCCCUUUGCCACUGUGAAUUUACUUAUCCAGAGUUCAGAAGCCAAAGGCUUGCAGAACGGGUUUGCUUACUGCCACUCGCGUGAGUGUGUACGCUGCACCCAUAACGAUGGACUGAAUCAAAAACUUUAUCACAAUCUGCAGGAAUACGCCAAGCGGUACUCUUGGUCUGGCAUGGGCAGAAUCCACAAGGGCAUUCGAGAACAAGGUCGGUAUUUAAAUAACAGGCCAUCAAUACAAAAACCAGAAGUCUUCUUCCUUCCUGAUUUACCCACCUUGCCCUAUUUUCCACGGGAUGCCCAAAAGCAUGACGUGGAACUGCUAGAGCAGAACUUUGCCACAAUACUUAGUGAAUUUGAAGCAAUCUACAAAGCCUUUUCAAACUGCAGCCUUCCCCAGGGUUGGAAAAUAAACAGCACACCAAGUGGGGAAUGGUUCACCUUUUAUUUAGUCAACCAAGGUGUGACCAUCCCUGCCAAUUGCAAGAAAUGCCCACGGACGUAUCGUUUGCUUGGGAACCUCCGCACCUUCAUUAGCAACAAUGUGUUUGGGAAUGCUUGUAUAUCUGUCCUAACUCCAGGAACCGUCAUCACAGAACAUUAUGGGCCAACUAACAUUAGGAUAAGAUGCCAUCUGGGUCUAAGAAUCCCAGGCAACUGUGAGCUGGUGGUUGGUGGAGAACCCCAAUGCUGGGCAGAAGGACACUGCCUUCUAUUUGAUGAUUCCUUCCUGCACACUGCUUUUCAUGAAGGUUCAGCUGAGGAAGGCCCCAGAGUGAUCUUCAUGGUUGAUUUGUGGCACCCUAAUGUGGCAGCUGCUGAGCGCCAAGCACUGGAUUCCAUAUUUGCUCCUGGGCGCUGAGUCCGCAACGCCACUACUGCAACUGAACAUCUAUGCUCAUGGAAAAUUGCCUCAAAGAAAAGCUUGUCUCUAACAAAAACAAAAAAAAAACAAAAAACAUCCUGUGUAUAUGAGCUAUAUCUUAUGUUAUCUAUUUAACCAUUGGCUUCUCCAUAGGUUUUCUUUGAAGGAUUGGCAAUGAAAGGAAGCAGAAUGCACCAACCAACUUUUUCUCUAGCACGAAAGAGCGUUGAAACUUUACUCCACCGAGGAGUGCACUAAAUAUGGUGGCUAAAGACUCAAAGCACCAUAAUGAGUAAACAGCACAAACCAACCAUCAGCUUAAAGUUGUAUUAAAGAGAUAAAAUGCAGGUGAAACAGGCAGGAAAACUGAGGCAUUCAGGGAAUGGCUGGAACACACAACGCUCACUUUUGUUCUUCCCCUACCAGGGUUUAUAAAGUAGUGUAUUAUCUCAUAUCGCAGCUAAUGCCAUGAUUUCCAUUUUCUACUAGAAUGCAGCAUUACUAUAGUAUGUGUCAUGUUGCAACUGUAUAUUUACCAAGCUCUGAAAUAAAUGGUUCAGAAGUGACAGAAAGCAAUGCGUCAUUGACAUGAACAACGGGAUGCCUUUUAUCACGUUCAUGCGUGAGACAGGCCAGUCAUACAGGAUUAUCUGCUAGUUCACAAAGUCAUAUUAGGGGCGGUUCCACCUUGAUUUAUCGCGAGUCAUAUUGAUGAGGUUUUACCAAGAUCAAUCAUGGCUAGAAUAAAAAAUAUCCAAGGUCUUUUCUAAGCAAGGUUCUCUAUGUGCAAGGACACUGAACUACAAUCAAAGUAGCCAUGUCUUUUGAAAGCAGUUAUUAAAGCUAAAAGUCACCUUAAAAAAAGUACUUUCUUCACUGGUCCAGCUUUCUAAAGAGACUUCUUUUAUGAAUUGAUAUCUAGGAAUACUUCUUAAAUGGUCUUUAGAUUUACCUUAAGAUGCAGAAGAGCUCACCGUGUAUGUGUGGGCUUUGGAAGGGCUUGGUUAAGAAUCAUUUUUAAGGAAUUUCAGAGAUCUGAUAUCUUUGUCUGACCAAAGUGUAUUUUUUUUCUUUUGAUUUGUUUUAGAUAAUAAAAGGAACAUUUCCAAUUUGUCUGUCCAGUGUUCCAGCUCCAGAUUUAAGGAUCUUUUGUUUUUUGGUGGUUGUAAAGCAGCCAUUUUGUCUACGUGUGGAAACGACUCCCUUUUGUUGUCUUGUACUUUCACAGUGCAACAGACUCCAUUUUGUUCAGUAAUAAAAUAAAAAAUGUGUCUACAAGA